UCGGUUGAAAAAUUUGUUAAAAGGUUAGUCUCGGAGUCGCCACCAUCUCCCCUUCCUCAGAAAUUCCGAAUUUACGUCGCGAGACCCUCCAUGGUUGCCCUAGCCAAAUAUUCCAGGUUCAAAUAAACCAAUGAUUGUGGCUGAAAAUCUCCACCAGAACUGUUAAAACAAAAUGGCUUCUGAAACAGUUCAAGCGAGUUGCGCGAUGAAUGGAGAGGCUAAGAACAGUCCAGCCCUUAAAAGAAAACAUUUGGUAUCCGAUGAGAACAUCACAGCUUGUUACUGUGAUGUUGUAUCUGUUGACGUAGGGGAUAUAGGAACAUCUGGAAGAGAUAUGUUUGCAAAUAUAAAUGAUGACAGACAACCUGAUGGAGUCUCUAAAAAAGCAAGGCUGCCAGAAGAAUUGACAAUUCAGGAUAUAUACAACCAAGAUGCAUUUGAUGACGACGACGAGGAUGACAGUGACUGGGAGCCUGUUCAAAAGAGCAUAGACAUUAUGAAGUGGUUUUGUACCAACUGCACGAUGGUCAACAUUGAUGAUGUUGUCCAUUGUGAUAUAUGCGGGGAACAUAAAGCAUCUGGUAUUCUAAGGCAUGGAUUUUAUGCCUCUCCUUGUUCACCAGAAGUAAACCUUAUUCAGGUUAAAUCAGAACCCAGACAAAUAGACAAAGAUCUGGAGUUAGAGGCUUCAAGUUCCAACCGUCUUACAGCUGUUGGUUUUGAUGAGAAAAUGUUACUGCACUCAGAGGUUGAAAAGAAGUCUCAUCUGCAUCUAGAAAGACCAGAUCGUCUCCGAGCUAUUGCUGCUAGCCUUGCUGCUGCUGGUAUAUUUCCUGGAAAGUGCUGUCCAAUUCCUGCUAGGGAAAUCACUAAGGAGGAGCUUCAAAAGGUCCAUUCCUUGGCGCAUAUUGAAGCUGUUGAGUUUACAAGUCAAAUUCUUUCUAGUUACUUUACUCCUGAUACUUAUGCUAAUGAGCAUUCAGCACGGGCUGCUAGACUUGCAGCUGGUUUGUGUACUGACCUUGCUUCAGCAAUAUUUUCUGGACAUAUGAGAAAUGGGUUUGCACUGGUUCGACCUCCUGGCCAUCAUGCUGGUGUCACGCAAGCAAUGGGAUUCUGCCUACACAACAAUGCAGCAGUUGCUGCACUAGCAGCUCAGGUUGCUGGGGCGAAGAAGGUGCUCAUCAUUGAUUGGGAUGUUCAUCAUGGAAAUGGUACCCAAGAGAUAUUUGAUCAGAAUAAAUCGGUAUUGUACAUAUCCUUGCAUAGACAUGAAGGAGGGAAGUUCUAUCCUGGUACUGGAGCAGCUUUUGAGAUUGGUAGCAAGGGUGCAGAAGGAUAUUGUGUGAAUAUUCCAUGGAGUUGUGGAGGAGUUGGAGAUAAUGAUUAUAUUUUUGCAUUUCAACAUGUUGUGCUUCCUAUAGCUUCCGAGUUUGCUCCUGAUUUUACCAUCAUAUCAGCAGGAUUUGAUGCUGCUUGUGGGGAUCCUCUAGGAGGUUGUAAUGUGACUCCUGCUGGUUAUGCACAGAUGACACACAUGUUGAGUACCCUUUGUGGUGGAAAGCUGCUUGUUAUACUUGAGGGCGGCUACAACCUCCGUUCGAUAUCAUCCUCUGCUACUGCAGUGGUCAAGGUACUCUUAGGUGAAAGUUCUGAGUGUGAACCGGAGAAUAUUGCUCCUUCUAAAGCUGGACUGCUUACAAUGUUGAAAGUCCUGAAGAUUCAGAUGAAGUACUGGUCUACUCUCAGUUCAAGUUUCGAAAAAUUGCAGGCACAAUGGGGGAUGCAUUGUACAGAUAACCAAAGUAAGGGAAAAGAAGUUAAAAAGAGACGGGUUGAACCACCAUUGUGGUGGAGGUGGGGAAGAAAACAAUUAUUGUAUCAUAUCCUUACAGGUCAUUUUUAUCUAAGAUGAAAUAUAGGGUGUUGAAAAUUUGAGAUUUUAUUAUCGUACCUUUUAUAUCGUAUCUUAGUUAACAAGUUAUAUUUCGGAUACAUUUCAUCAUCAGGGAUGUUUUAACUUUCAACUGUGAGUUGAUGAUAGUGCAUGGCCUUGACAGCUUUUCUUUA
Hibiscus syriacus is the source of this 2070-nucleotide messenger RNA. Its product is annotated as histone deacetylase 15-like. Gene Ontology annotation, cellular component: histone deacetylase complex. Gene Ontology annotation, biological process: chromatin organization. The coding region runs from base 173 to 1915 and encodes 580 amino acids. Lineage: Eukaryota; Viridiplantae; Streptophyta; Magnoliopsida; Malvales; Malvaceae. The record is from RefSeq and is a predicted model, not a curated record. Gene Ontology annotation, molecular function: histone deacetylase activity. The transcript is spliced from 18 exons.